UGCUUAUGGUGUACCCUCAAAUGCACCAUCAAAGAGACAAUAUGUUUCCUCAAGUUCCUCAUCUGAAUAUAUUACAAAUAUUGAGGGUUCCACCCUACAGACAGUGACAGUAUUGUACCUUUUCUCUUUGUCAAAUGGCCUGAUCAUCAUCAUCAUCAUCAUUAUUUUUCUUAAACUGCAAUGGAUGAUAAAUCCAACAAACUGCUCUUCAUCCCAGUCCUGGCCAUCCUCUUCGUGAUGAUCGGUUAUCAGUACAUCUGUCCGGUGGACAGCACGUCUUGCCGGUUUCGCAGUGGACACAUCUCGGGCACGUUAAGCCCGUUAUUGUCCGAAUUCUCACCGGGGCGGGACCGGCGCGAUCCGGACGAGAACCUCCCGGGGAUUCCGCCGUCCAGAUUCAACUUCACGCUGGAAGAUCUCGAGCGCAGGAUGGAUUUUAACAUCAGCGGCAGCGACGUGAUCGUGUUCCUCCACAUCCAGAAGACCGGCGGCACCACCUUCGGCCGACACCUGGUCAGGAACAUCCACCUGGAGCGCCCGUGCGACUGCAAGGCGGGACAGAAGAAGUGCACGUGCCACCGGCCGGGCAAAGCGGAGUCGUGGCUCUUCUCGCGCUUCUCCACCGGCUGGAGCUGCGGGCUGCACGCGGACUGGACGGAGCUGACCAACUGCGUUCCCGCUGUGAUGAACAAGAAGCAAAGGAAGGAUGCACCACUAAAGCGAAGGAACUUCUACUACAUCACGCUGCUGCGAGACCCUGUGUCUCGUUACCUCAGCGAAUGGAAGCACGUGCAGCGUGGCGCCACGUGGAAGACGGCGCUCCACAUGUGCGACGGCCGCCCGCCGACGCCGGCCGAGCUUCCAGCGUGUUACAGCAGCGAGGACUGGACUGGAGUCUCCCUCGUUGAGUUCAUGGCCUGUCAGUCCAACCUUGCCAACAAUCGGCAGACGCGCAUGCUGGCCGACCUGAGCCUGGUGGGCUGCUACAACCUGUCCUCUAUGAGCGAGGGGCGACGGGCUGAGCUGCUCCUGGAGAGCGCCAAGCGCAAUCUGAGGCACAUGGCCUUUUUCGGUCUGACCGAAUUCCAGCGCAAGACACAGUAUCUGUUUGAGAGGACGUUCGGCCUGCGCUUUAUCGCACCCUUUACCCAGAUCAACAGCACACGUGCAGCCGGUGUGGCCGUGGAGCCGGCCGUGCGCCGCCGCAUCGAGGCCCUCAACACGCUGGACAUGCAGCUGUACGAAUACGCCCGCGAGCUCUUCCUGCACCGGGUGCAACACUGCCACCAGCAGGACCGGCGCAGGACGAGGGAGAGAAUAAGGAGGCAGCGCAGAAGAAUGAGGGAACACAGGGCCUCGCAGGCCAAGCAGUGGAGAGAGGAGGAAGAAGAAGAGGAUGGAACGGAGGAGGAGAGGGAAAUGAUGAUGAGCGUUACGGAGGACUACAGCAGUCAGGUGGUGCAGUGGUGACGAUGCACCUCCUGCUGAUGCAUUUGAAUGGUUUGCUUGGUGACUCAUUGACCGCACACACUUCACUGUACUGAAGUGUUAGUUUUUACAAUUAUAAUUCAUUUCCAUCAAGAAAUGAAAAAGCACACUGAAUUUCUCACUGUAAUUGAAAGAGGCGGGACCUUUCUGGUCAGUUUCAAAGGAGUGACCAAUAGACUACUGAGAACUUACCCAUCUUUUAGAAUGAGCACAUCAAAACUUUCUUCUGUACCAAGUGCUGGUAAAGAAGUGAGAAAAAUAACCCAUCAGAUCUGUCUCAGCCCAGCACAUUUGUAAAAAAAAAGUACCCUACAUUUUUUAGAGUGUGCACAAGAUUAAUGAACCACACACACGCCUGAGCGUAUCAUUUGUCUACAUAAUAUAUCAUGUUGGUUGGUUCUCCUCAGAUUGUAAAAUGUUAUUAAUAUAAGCCUUAAAGGGGGGAAAUGAUGAAGUGGGUGGAAUAUAGAUGGUUUGUGCUAGUAAGCGCUGUCAUCACUGCAAAUUGCUAUAAAUCUCUGUUAUUUAAGUGUAUUUAAUGACUGAAAUAAAUGGUCAUAAAUCCACAUUAAAUAUAGAUGUGUAAUAAUCUUUUCAGUGUAUCUAACUGAUUAUUCAAUCUUUCAUAAAUAUAUUCAUGUAUUCUCCACUGAAUAAAUUGGAAUGUAGAUGAUACUGUUUGCAUGGGUCUUUCUCUCUGGCCUCGGAGUACAUUUAUAAUGAGCUACUGUUGU
This is a messenger RNA of Astyanax mexicanus (Mexican tetra), 2222 nucleotides long. RefSeq names its product heparan sulfate 6-O-sulfotransferase 3a (gene hs6st3a). NCBI's taxonomy places the organism in Eukaryota, Metazoa, Chordata, Actinopteri, Characiformes, Acestrorhamphidae. The transcript has 2 exons. Bases 181 to 1470 code for a protein of 429 amino acids. The record is from RefSeq and is a predicted model, not a curated record. Gene Ontology annotation, cellular component: membrane. Gene Ontology annotation, molecular function: heparan sulfate 6-sulfotransferase activity.